Molecule: messenger RNA, 2174 nt
Organism: Exaiptasia diaphana
Lineage: Eukaryota; Metazoa; Cnidaria; Anthozoa; Actiniaria; Aiptasiidae
Exons: 6
Coding region: 1-1578 (525 amino acids)
Molecular function (GO): metal ion binding
Source: RefSeq, a predicted model, not a curated record
AUGGCAUUCAACUUUUUGCUUUMCUUUGUUGCAUGUCAGCGGUUUUUCUCUAACUACCAAGACAGCUUUAAAGCCAGGUUCCAGUUGUAUAAAGGAUGCGGUGAAGUCUUUUGUGGUAACUGUAGCACAUACAGAAGACGUCUUUCAGUUUUUGCAACUCCAGAUAGUGAUGGUAUUCUUUACAGAGUUUGCAAACAGUGUUAUGAUGUUGGGCCCCAGACACKUGGAGCUGUCAGAACAAAGUUUAAUGAGUUUACAACAUUUAAAAAGAUGGCCCACUCAAUGAAAAAUGGCACAAGUCAACCAAGUACAYGUAGUGGAGACCAAGUCAAUUUUGAGCUAGAGUGUCAAAGGCUUGUUGAAGGGUUUAAAACCAAACUAGGUUCUUGGAAAAUAAAGAACUUUGUUACUGGWACAUUUGGAGCUGUCAAAGUUCCUGAAUGGCAGAGAUCGAAACACUGGAUUGAAAAGUCUGAACAGUGUCUUCUUUGUUACAAGACAUUUACUUUAACAGAGCUCAAGUCACAUUGCAGGGUUUGYGGUAAAGUCGUUUGCUCGUCGUGUUCAGCUGAUUUGCUUAUAGUGUACUUAGACGACAAAGACGGUGUCGUAAAAUGGUGUCUUAUUAAUAUUAUUGGUUCGCCAGAUCAAGAGCCAGCCAAAUGUCUUUACUUAAAAGUCUGUAAUUACUGUCAUGGCGAACUUGCUGAGAUUCAAGGCCGUCAUGCCAUUCAGGCACARAAGAUGGAAGUGGAUGGAAAGCCCGUCAUAGAAAAGCUUGCGGAGAUCAAUGAAUUGUUGUCGGAAAUUCAAAACAAGAUUYUGAGUACAUUACCAAAGUUUGAACAGUUGGUUGAUGCUGUAGAAGCGAAAGGGGACCUCAAGGGUUUGGUYCUUAAAGGUCAAAGUGCAACGCAAAUGGUAGCGAAAUACCACUUGGACCUAUCAGAUCUCUUUACCAAAUUCGCUGUUACUAUGCAAGGUCURAAAAAACUAAAGCCCCAAACSAAUACACAAGUUAAGUUAGCUAAAAACUUCACUUCGUCAAUGUUUUGCUUCUAUAAUGAUCACUUUCCAAUGUAUCGUUUGAGCAAGAGACGGGUUGAGGAGGUUCUGCCUCUUGAUGUCCUCGAAGGCGUUCAAAAGAUCGUCGAUGAACAAGCAAUUAACAGUGCUUAUAUAGUCAUUAAGCAACUAGGUUUUGAAGCACUUCUUUUGGUUUCUGCUCAYAARAUAGACGAGGUGAUUCCCACCGCUAUCGCRUCUUGUGAGGACAUUUGCUUAGGUGAUCUUCGAAAGCAGUUAAACAAGGAUGAUUCGGAAUGGGAGGAACAUUUACAAACAGUUAAUGAAUUGCUACAAAUUCAGCUGAAAAAACAUCGCCUCGUGAAGCCUUCUUCACGGAAAUCGAGUGCUUUUGGUGCAAAGUAUGUUCAUUGGUUUCUUCUUGAUAGAACAUUUCUCUUGUUGUCUCAGACAAUGAGACAACUGAAUGACAAAACRGCAGACAAAAAGUUUACUUCAACUAAGAAUGCCUUACAGGAAGCUCGAGGAAAGAUAGAUCAGUUAAGAGAGUAAAGUUCAARUAUGCGGCGCGGAGGAAAAGAUCGCUCAUUUUCUGUAUAGAAAAUUCUACGACUGCUUUGCAUGACGGUUGGUCAUAGCCCUUUCACUUGUAUCAAAUAARACAAAACUAAACAAUAACACAACGAUUAUGUUUUAAAAUUUUCUUUUGUGUCCAACUAGCUUGAAACGCAUUACUGUACAUAAAAAAGAUCGUUAGAAAACGGAGAAUGCACAACCGAAAGGAUUUCUGGGUAUUUAGUAUUACGUCAUCUAGUGAUGAAAGCAAAUAAUUCAAAAUUAUGUAACUAGUGCAUUUUCCAUUCUCUUACACAACUUGUUUCGUAUAAGUGCCGUAUAUAUCGAUAAAUGYUUAAUUAUAUCAGUCUUUAAGUUCCCAGAGCUUUCAGCCGAUCGUCCAUAGAUUGUUUGGGCGAAUCGUUUUUUUAGUGUAUCGGCUGUCAUGUUACUUCACAUCCAUAUAACUCCAUUCUUAAAGCUGGUCUUUUUUUCCAUUGCGUGGGUCUAAUACGCAGGUAUUUGGCUUUAAUCGGCGAAGAAAAUGCAAUCUCCCAUUCUUUGUCACAGUUUGAUAAAGCUCUGAAAGUCUA